AUGAGCAUUCUGGACGCUCUCACGUCCUUGGAAAGGCGCUUCUUGUAUGAAGCGUUAGAGCGCGCCGACGCUAAGCUGAGUCUUGAAGACGUGAAAGAGGAGCGACUGUGUGGGCAAGAGAAGAAUCAGAGUGAGGAGUCGUCGCAGCACCUGACGAUGCCACUUGUGGAAGGGAAAAACACGAAGAUUGUGCCCUCUGACGCGGUGGAACGCUGUUCGCAGCAUAUACGGCAUGAGAACGCACUGUGGGACGAGGUGGAACGCUCACUCGAAUUCCCCUUUGUGUAUCGGUCGGACAGAAACAAGGACCUUUGCCUAACGAUGCUGCGACGCAUCCCACAGUUUGAGUCUUUCCUUGAGGAGGAUUUGGUAGUAAUUGCCACACAGAUGGAGAUUGUGCGGGUGCGGGCUAACGUUCCACUGGCUGGAAGUAUGCCUUUCCCCCCAUGUUGUGCUUGCCUCUCCAAGCAGGCGAUGGCGUCCGCUUCCUCUUUUCCGUUCAAUGAAGUGGAAUGUCUUGCUCCGUUAUCGGUGUCGAUUUUUGGCGACACGGAGAAAGUCAUGUGCGAGCAUGUGCCCAGCACCAGCCGCGGUGUAAAUCGACAUGUAUUUGUGUUGCUGCGCGGUAAAAUCGCAUUACGGAUGCCGUCCAUAAAAACCUCCGUGGACCCCUUUGUUGAGCCAUACGAAGUGUUUGGCCUGCCAAUGACCGUGGCUGCACUACCAGAGGGGUCUUGGUACGUUGCAGCGGGUGAAUGCAUGCUUCUGUGUCUGGCGCGGGACACGGAGCUCGCAGUGGAUCGCCUUAUUGCCAACCUUGAAAAACAGCUACUUAAGGAGCAAGUUCUUUUUUUGCAGCGUCAACUUCGCGUGAAGGUAUUUACUCACUGGACAGCAGAGAAGUACGAGGCGGUGGCGCGGAUGCUUGUCCCACUACGCGCCUCCUGGAGGCAAAUGGUGGUGACCCAAGGGAUGGAGGCGGACGCAUUGUACUUCAUAAAGGAGGGUCAGUGUGUUGUUGUACGUGAUAUCCCCGUGCUCCACCAACAGCAGCAGAAGCGGGAGGGAGGGCCAAAACAGUUGCCGGCCUCCACAUAUGCAGAGGAUUACUCAUGGCCCCAGCGAAUCCCGAUAUGGGCCUUCCAAAGGUAA
Molecule: messenger RNA, 1152 nt
Organism: Trypanosoma rangeli
Lineage: Eukaryota; Euglenozoa; Kinetoplastea; Trypanosomatida; Trypanosomatidae
Exons: 1
Coding region: 1-1152 (383 amino acids)
Source: RefSeq, a predicted model, not a curated record